AUGUCCCAAGAAAAUCCAAACAGUUCGGACCAAUUGAAUGAGAAGAUUAAUCGGGAGAUCGACGAAAAGAGUCACGAAUUUCUUCGUCGACUUUAUUUCUUUAUCUGCGAUUACGAGGGCCAACUUCCUAACCUCGGAGAUAUUUUUCGCCCCGAAGCUAUCGAGUGGCUUCUCGUGGAGUCUGUCGAGUGCAAGACGAUGGAUCCAAGACCUCUCGUGGACUUCGUGGUCAACACCGGCUACAAAGACGAAUUCGACGUGAACUACACCAACGACAAUGGACUCACGCAUUUUCACAUAGCCUGCGAGAGCGACUGCGACGACGUCGUCCAGAAAUUCCUCGAUCACGGUGUAGAUUUCAAUUGUCUCGAGCAAUUCGGAACAAAGGAAUCGCCGCUGCACGUGGCUUUGAUCUACGGUAGCGAACGGGUGAUUGAAUUGUUGCUGAGAAGCGGCGCGGAUCCGAAUAUAGCCAAUGCCAAGGGGUGGACUUUUCUGCACCAGAUUUGUCAGGGCAAAUUCUAUAACAACUAUGCGACUUUAUUGUUCGACCUCACCCACGAAAAAUAUCGUCCUAUACAGGUUAAUGGUGCGGACGAGUCCGGUAAGACACCGUUGCACAUUGCUCUGGCCAAAGGAUUCGAGGAGAUAAUCGAAUCGCUGCUGAGCAGAGGCGCCGAUCCGAACGCCGCUGACGGGGAAGGAUCGACUCCUCUGCAUAUCAUUUGCCAGAGAGACAAAUUCGACAGCGAAUGCGACGAAUGCCACUUGUUGAAGAAAUUCUUCAAGAUCAACGAUGACAUGCAUCGGAUGUUACAGAUUGAUGCGAGGGACAAUUUGGGCCGGACGCCGCUGCAAUUGGCCGUGGCGAAUCUCUUGCCGGACGAAGUCGACGUACUCCUGAAUCGUGGCGCUGAUCUGUUCAACUUCGCUUUUCCCACUAAAAAUUACUUUUCGGUCGAGGCAGAUAAGUUAUUGAACUGGUUCAAGGGCCGUAAAAUAUCGCUUAAUUAUAAACUGAGCAUAGCGUCUGGCGCUUUGGGUGUCGUCAGGUAG
This is a messenger RNA of Trichogramma pretiosum, 1056 nucleotides long. Its product is annotated as putative ankyrin repeat protein RF_0381. The transcript is spliced from 2 exons. The coding region runs from base 1 to 1056 and encodes 351 amino acids. NCBI's taxonomy places the organism in Eukaryota, Metazoa, Arthropoda, Insecta, Hymenoptera, Trichogrammatidae. Gene Ontology annotation, cellular component: nucleus. Gene Ontology annotation, biological process: positive regulation of transcription by RNA polymerase II. The record is from RefSeq and is a predicted model, not a curated record. Gene Ontology annotation, molecular function: protein binding; transcription cis-regulatory region binding.